Messenger RNA from Sparassis crispa, 2604 nucleotides. Its product is annotated as Glycogen phosphorylase. Lineage: Eukaryota; Fungi; Basidiomycota; Agaricomycetes; Polyporales; Sparassidaceae. The record is from RefSeq and is a predicted model, not a curated record. The transcript has 31 exons. The coding region runs from base 1 to 2604 and encodes 867 amino acids. Gene Ontology annotation, molecular function: glycogen phosphorylase activity; pyridoxal phosphate binding. Gene Ontology annotation, biological process: glycogen catabolic process. Gene Ontology annotation, cellular component: cytoplasm.
AUGACUUCGACAAUCGAUCCUAGCACUAUCGGGAAACCGCCGCAGCGGGCACGCAGGCAUGUCAGGACCUUGACCAAUUUUCUCCCAGAAACAGACGAAACUGGGAAGGAGAAAUGGCCCAGAGGGGACGAGACAGUGUGGAAGGCGGCUAUCCGCGGCGUGGACACCGACGUUCCUUCAAUCACAAAGUCAGUGGUCAACCAUGUUCAGACCUCCCUGGCGCGCCAGGCGUACAAUCUUGAUGACCUUGGCGCGUACCAAGCCGCCGCCAUGUCUGUGAGGGACGAUCUCAUCGUGAACUGGAAUGAGACCCAGCAGCACCACUCGCGCAAGUCACAGAAACGCGCAUACUAUUUGUCGCUGGAGUUCCUGAUGGGUCGUACCCUCGACAACGCGCUCUUGAACCUCGGUCUCAAGGACAAAUACGCGACCGGCAUGAACCAGCUCGGUUUCAAUCUGGAGGAUAUCCUUGAGCAGGAGCGCGACGCCGCUCUUGGAAACGGCGGUCUUGGUCGCUUGGCUGCCUGCUACCUCGAUUCGUCUGCCUCGCAGGAGCUCCCUGUCUGGGGAUACGGUCUCAGGUACAAAUAUGGUAUCUUCCAGCAGCUAAUCUCUCCUGACGGUGGCCAACUGGAAGCCCCCGACCCGUGGCUCGAACACGACAACCCAUGGGAGCUGCCCCGGCUGGACGUGAUCUUCGAUGUGCGUUUUUACGGGCACUCUGAGCGGCUCGGGAACGGCAGGGCUAUCUGGAGCGGCGGCCAGGAAGUGUUGGCGAUGGCCUAUGACGUCAUGAUCCCGGGGUACGAUACCAAGAGCACGAACAACCUUCGCCUCUGGGAGAGCAAGCCCAAGCGCGGAUUCGACUUAAACAGCUUCAAUGCUGGUGACUACGAGCGAGCUGUCGAGUCGUCGAACAGCGCGGCGGCGAUCACGUCUGUGUUGUAUCCCAAUGACCACACUGGGUUUGGUAAGGAGCUCCGUCUCAAGCAGCAGUACUUCUGGACGGCUGCGAGCUUGGCGGACAUCAUGCGCCGCUUCAAGAACCUGGACAAGCCUAUCACCGAGUUCCCAGACUAUGUCGCUAUCCAGCUGAACGACACACACCCUACGCUCGCCAUCCCGGAGCUGAUGCGCAUGCUCGUCGAUGAAGAGGAAGUCCCUUGGGACACGGCCUGGCAGAUCGUCACGAACACGUUCUUCUUCACGAAUCACACAGUCCUUCCGGAAGCACUGGAGAAAUGGCCAGUUCCUCUUAUGACAACACUGCUUCCGAGACACAUGCAGAUCAUUUUCGAUAUUAACUUGAUCUUCCUGCAAGCGGUGGACAAGAAGUUCCCUGGGGACCGCGAGAAGCUCGCGAAGAUGUCGCUCAUCGAGGAGGGAUUCCCACAAAGCGUGCGCAUGGCUAACCUGGCUUGCAUCGGUAGCAGACGUGUCAACGGUGUAGCCGAGUUGCAUAGUGAACUCGUCAGGACGACGAUUCUGAAAGACUUCGUAGACUUCUACGGCGUUAGCAAGUUCUCCAACGUCACGAACGGCAUCACGCCUCGCCGUUGGCUUGAUCAGUGCAACCCUUCCCUGAGCAACCUCAUCAGCGAGACGCUCAAACUGCCCAAGGCCGUCUUCCUGAAGGACCUCUACAAACUAGAUGGUUUGUUGGAGCAUAUCGACGACCCGACGUUCCAGAAGAAAUGGGCGGCGAUCAAGCAGAGCAACAAGGAGCGCCUGGCGCACCACAUUGAAACGACUCUGGGCUUCCGGAUUAACACCCAUGCGAUGUUCGACGUGCAAAUCAAGCGGUUGCACGAGUACAAGCGUCAAACCCUCAACAUCAUGGGUGUUAUUCACAGAUACCUUACCUUGAAGGACAUGACGCCGCAGGAACGUACCAAGGUCAACCCCAAGGUCGUGUUCUUUGCGGGAAAAGCUGCUCCUGGAUACUAUGUUGCCAAGCUCACCAUUCGCCUCAUUGUCAACGUCGCGCGCAUCAUCAACAUCGAUCCGGACACCAAGGAUCUCCUGACGCUCUAUUUCCUUCCGGACUACUCUGUCUCCCUCGCCGAGGUGCUGAUUCCUGCGUCCGAUAUCAGCCAGCACAUCUCGACAGCUGGUACCGAGGCAUCAGGCACGUCGAACAUGAAAUUCUGUCUGAACGGUGGCCUGCUCUUGGGCACAGUCGAUGGUGCGAACAUCGAGAUCGCGGAGGAAGUUGGAGAAAGCAACGUCUUCUUCUUCGGCCACCUUACGCCCGCCGUCGAGGACCUCCGCUACCAACACACGUACCACGCCGUGCCGAUCGAAGAGAAGUGCCCGGCCCUGGCGAGAGUGCUGGAUGAAGUCGCUGCAGGACGAUUUGGUGACGGCAGUGUCUACGAACCACUGCUCAACACGAUCCGCCAAAUUGACUACUACCUGCUGACUGAGGACUUCGACUCCUAUAUUCAGGCGCUUAGGAUGGUCGAUGACGCUUACAAGGACCGCGUCGAAUGGAUCAAGAAGAGCAUCAGGACUACGGCCAAGAUGGGCAAGUUCAGCUCUGACCGUGCGAUCCAAGACUACGCUCAGGAGUACUGGAACAUCGAAAGUACCAAGAUAGAGUAA